Cynara cardunculus var. scolymus (artichoke) is the source of this 891-nucleotide messenger RNA. RefSeq lists its product as uncharacterized. Bases 76 to 717 code for a protein of 213 amino acids. The record is from RefSeq and is a predicted model, not a curated record. NCBI's taxonomy places the organism in Eukaryota, Viridiplantae, Streptophyta, Magnoliopsida, Asterales, Asteraceae. The transcript is spliced from 3 exons.
AAGUCAAACAACAAUAGUUACUGGUUCGCAGUGAUGAUGUAGCUCUGAUUGUAGAGGGAUUUUGAUUUCAUUUCCAUGGCGGCGCAGAUUCUAAGCAUAGGGCACCCAAUUUCAUCCAAAUCUCUACCCAUCGGAUCUUCUCUCGCUCCAUCAGAUGUUCAAUCAAUCAAUUUGACUCGCUGCCGCCGUCAAGAGACGAGCCAUAGUUGGAAUUCUCUCCAACGCGAGCUAAAAUCCGAUGGAAGAAUCUAUUGUCUAUUCUCCGAUAAUCGUAACAAGGAUCAAGCCAAGAAAGCCCUAGAAAGUGCACUUGGUGGCAAGAAAACAGAGUUCGAAAAGUGGGACAAGGAAAUAAAGAAGAGAGAGGAAGCAGGCGGAGGCGGCAAUGGAGGUGGAGGGUGGUGGCGCAGAUGGUUUGGUGGUUCAGAUGAUGAGCAUUUCUGGCAUGAAGCACAGCAAGUCAGUCUUACCCUCUUAGCCCUUGCUGUUAUGUUUCUGAUAAUUGCGAAAGGUGAUAUCCUGUUUGCGGUCGCCUUGAAUCCCAUACUGUUCACUUUACGAGGACCGAGGAACGGAUUGCGUUACAUAUCAUCACAAAUUCGUAGAAAGGUAUUUCGAUCACCUGCUGCUAAAUCUGAUGACGUUCCUAAACAAGAAUUAUAUGCUCGUAGUUCUGCCAAAGAAUCCGUUAUUAGCAAAUGGGCUAGCGAUUCGUAGCUUUCUAGUUUCUAACGGUUUCAAAUUUACCAUCGAAGCUUUUCAUUUCGAUAAGAACUAUGUUUAGCUUCUGCGGAAAAUGCUAAUAGUUAUGAGUUCCUUUUAUGAAAAACAUGAGAUUGCAUUCGAUAUUUGCACGGUACAACGAUCAAUGGAUCGGAAAGAUGUUCUCUU